AUGGAGGUGCAGCGCAGCACCGUGGAGGCUUCUGGUUCGAGCCGGCAUUGGACCUACACUUACUCUGUCCCGCUUUGGCAGGCCAACAAGGCGAAGCUCCAGGAUGUGUCCGAGCCUGCGUGCCAAGCUGCUCUCGAGAUGUCAACACCACUGGCCUGUGCUGACAGCAUAACGUCCGAGGAUCCGUCGCCAGUUCGCCCAAGCCUCGAGCCGAGCGCAGGCCCAUGGGACGAGGGCAGGAAUGUGCUGGAGAAGCGUGAGGGAGGAGAGCUGGAGACGCUCAAGGACCAGACCGAGAGGGCCCUGGAAGCAUCCAAGAAGGGCACUCACCGGUCGGAGGACUUGGCGCGACAGCUACAUCAGCUUCAAGAGGACCUGGGCUCCUCGCUUCGCGAGCGCAACCAGCUUCAUGAAGCGGUGGAGCGACUGACGGUGCAGUUCCGGGAAGACGUCUUCAGCCAGUCGCAGCGCCACGUGGAGCUCGAGGGUCUGCUCGAGGACCGGAACAACGAGAUCAAGCUCCUCAUGUACAGACUACAGGAGCUUUCGUCGAGGUAUGUGCCAGUGAAGGCGGAUGCCACAGACAUGGUUCUGUCGAGGUGGAUCAACGGCUACCGGCCGGCGGUUCCCUUCUUCCGCCUGGCACAGGGCCUCUACCUCUUCGGUCGGCGGCAGGUUGUAUGCAAAAUUUCGAACGACAAGCCGGUCUUCCGCAUCGGUGGAGGCUUUAUAGGAUUCGAAAAGUUCCUGGAGCAGUUUGCGGCGGAGGAGCUUGAGCGACUGUUGACAUACGAGUUGGAUGAGAAGACCGGGGAGCCCAAGUUCCUGCUGGUUCGCCCUGCCCCACUGCGCAUAUCGAAGGGCCCCCCCCCAAAGUUCUCCGAAAUGAAAACCUCUUGUGGGAGGCGAGGCAGCUCUUGGAGGAGUCUGGCGUUGUGGAGGCACUGA
Molecule: messenger RNA, 948 nt
Organism: Symbiodinium natans
Lineage: Eukaryota; Dinophyceae; Suessiales; Symbiodiniaceae
Source: the annotation of a GenBank genome assembly